CGGCUCCCGUCCCGCUCCCCCGGUUCCCGCCUCGCCGCACUGCCCGCGGGCGAUGCGGCGCUCCCGGCGCAGGGCAGGCGGGCCGCGCCUCAGCUACUCCUGAGCGCUCGCAGCCGUUGCCUGCAGGAGCUGCCUCCCUCCGUCCCGCCAUGGAGCAGCCGUACGGCGGGCAGGCCCUGGCCGGCGGCGGCGCGCUGGGGCCUGUGGAUGUGCCCAGCGCCCGGCUGACUCGGUACAUCGUGCUGCUGUGCUUCGCCAAGGUUUUGAAAGCCGUGGGGCUGUUUGAAUCCUAUGAUCUUCUGAAAGUGGUCCACCUCGUGCAGUUUAUCUUCGUAGUGCAGCUGGGGUCUGCUUUUUUUAUGGUUUUGUUUCAAAAGCCAUUUUCAUCUGGAAAAGUGGUAACGAAGCGUCAGUGGAUCAAAAUUUUUAAGCAUGCCGUUGUUGGAUGUAUCAUUUCACUCUUAUGGUUUUUUGGCCUUACUCUAUGUGGACCACUGAGAACAUUAUUACUGUUUGAACACAGUGAUGUGGUUGUGCUGUCACUCCUUAGUGUCUUGUUCACAAGCUCAGGUGGAGGACCAGCAAAGACAAGAGGUGCUGCAUUUUUCAUCAUAGCUAUCAUCUGCUUACUACUUUUUGAUAAUGAUGACCUCAUGGCUAAAAUAGCAGAACAUCCUGAGGGGCAUCAUGACAGUGCUCUUACUCAUGUUCUGUAUACAAUCAUUGCUUUCCUGGGUGUUGCAGAUCACAAGGGUGGAGUAUUGCUUCUGGUACUGGCAUUGUGCUGCAAGGUUGGUUUUCAUAUGGCAUCCCGAAAACUAUCUGUAGAUGUAGGUGGAGCCAAGCGUCUUCAAGCUUUGUCCCACCUUGUUUCCGUCCUUCUGUUGUGCCCAUGGGUUAUUGUUCUCUCUCUGACAACAGAGAGUAAAGUAGAGUCUUGGUCAUCUCUCAUCAUGCCUUUCAUAACAGUCAUCUUCUUUGUUGUGAUCCUGGAUUUCUACGUGGAGUCCAUAUGCUCUGUGAAGAUGGAAGCUUCCACAUGUGCUCGAUAUGGAUCCUUUCUUAUUUUCAUUAGUGCUCUGCUUUUUGGAAACUUUUGGACACAUCCAAUAACAGACCAGCUUCGAGCUAUGAACAAGCCACCACACCAUGAAAGCACAGAGCAUGUUCUUUCUGGAGGGGUGGUAGUGAGUGCUGUCUUCUUUGUUUUAUCUGCCAAUAUCCUGUCCUCCCCCUCCAGGAAAGGGCAGAAGGGUACCCUUAUUGGCUAUUCCCCUGAAGGCACUCCUCUCUAUAACUUCAUGGGUGAUGCAUUACAGCAAAGCUCCCAGUCAUUGCCCCGGUUCAUUAAGGAGUCACUGAAACAAAUCCUUGAGGAGUAUGAUUCUCGGCAGAUCUUCUAUUUCUUGUGCCUAAAUCUGGCUUUCACUUUUGUGGAGCUUUUUUAUGGAGUAUGGACCAAUAGCCUUGGUCUUAUUUCUGAUGGAUUUCACAUGCUUUUUGAUUGUUCUGCGUUAGUGAUGGGGCUUUUUGCAGCUCUGAUGACAAGGUGGAAAGCAACUCGCAUAUUUUCAUAUGGGUAUGGACGUGUAGAAAUUCUCUCUGGAUUUAUUAAUGGCCUCUUUCUGAUGGUGAUUGCUUUCUUUGUCUUCAUGGAAUCAGUGGCAAGACUAGUAGAUCCUCCAGAUAUAGAUACAAAUAUGCUAACUCCGGUGUCUGUUGGAGGGCUGAUUGUAAACCUUGUUGGUAUCUGCGCCUUCAGCCACGCGCACUCGCACGGCGCUUCUCGGGGAGGCUGUCCCACACAUGAUCACAGCCAUUCUCACCAUGGCCACAGCCACAGCCACGGGCACGGCCAUUCCCACAGUGACCAUGGCCACAGCCAUGGACAUGCCCAUGGGUCUUCUGGAGGAGGCAUGAACACCAACAUGAGAGGUGUGUUUCUGCAUGUGUUAGCAGACACUCUUGGCAGUGUUGGUGUUAUCGUAUCCACAAUAUUUAUUCAGCAAUUUGGAUGGCUCAUAGCUGAUCCGCUCUGCUCUCUCUUUAUUGCUACAUUGAUUUUUCUUAGUGUUAUCCCACUAUUGAAAGAUGCCUGUCAAGUGCUUUUGUUGAGGAUACCUCCAGAACAGGAGAAAGAUCUGCAUGCUGCUUUAGAAAAGAUUCAAAAAAUAGAGGGAGUUAUAUCCUACAGAGAUCCUCAUUUUUGGUGUCACUCUGCAACUGUUGUGGCAGGCACAAUACAUGUGCAAGUGGUAUCAGAUGUGAUGGAACAGAGAAUUGUACAGCAGGUCACAGCAAUUCUGAAAGAUGCUGGUGUAAACAACUUAACUGUCCAAGUGGAGAAAGAAGCUUAUUUUCAACACAUGUCUGGACUCAGUACAGGAUUUCAGGAUGUCCUUGCAAUGACUCAGCAGCUAGAAUCCAUGAAAUACUACAAAGAUGGUACUUACAUCAUGUGAUAGAAAUUUGUAUUUGCCAAAGGAGAUGUAAAUGGUCAAGCUAAUUGAGUCCAUAUUUGUAUUUUUGCAGGGAGAUCUUGCACAUACAUGUACAGAAACAAAUGUACUAUAUAUUUGAAUUUUUAUAAGUGUACUAUCUUUGUUAAUUGGAUUGAGAUGCUUUUAUAAAGGAAAUAAGAAGGACUUGAGUACUUGCUGUAAAUGUGAAAAUAGUUGAAAUCUUAUAUACUAUACUUGGUGUUUAUUAAACAGAAGUCUUGAAACUUGCAGAUGAGCACAGAUAUAUUCCAUACUUUCUCCAAAGUGUGGAACAUCGGUAUUUUAAUUUCUUGUUAGCAGUGGGAAAUAGAAGUAGUUUAUAUUGGAAUGCAAACAAUCAACAGGGCACUACUUUUCUUUCUUUCAAAGAUAGCUUGAAGACUCUUGGAAUGAAAAAAACACUUUAUUAUGGGGAUUAAAAACAUCAAGUUCUGUGUUUUGCAUAUUUUGUUAGAUAAUAGAAAUAUACAGUUUUUAUAUUAUGUCUCAGCAUACAAAUAUGAUUUCUAUACUUAAUGCACCAGAGCAAAUAUAUGUUACCAUUUUACAUUUGUAUGGAACUAUUUUUUUUGGAAGAAAUCCACAGAUUUAACAACGAGAAAUAGGGAAGAAAAAUGAAAACACCUUCUCCUGAGAAGACUCAGAAUCACAACUCAAACCACUUAAAAUAAAACUUUUUGUACUUUUUAUAUGAAUAACUGCAAAUGCAAUAUUUGAAGUCUAGAAGUAAUAAAUCAGUGAGCAUCCUAGCACUCUGCUAAACUUCAUCUUUUCAAGAUAUGUUAUCCUGUACUUUACUCAAUUUUUUUAAUAAUACCAUUACAGCUGCAGGUGUACUGUAGCCAACUGUACCUCCAUGUAUUACCUAGGGAAGAAGUUCAGGUUUAGAAUGCUAAACUAUGAAAGUAGUCUUGGACUUGACAAGUUGCUGAAAUGAACAGUAAAUUGAGAUUUCUUGACUGGAAAGUGAAAGAGAGUGCCUUUAAGAAAGAAUUAUGGAUGUUGAGGACUUAAAUACUGCAAAGAAAACAAAUCCAUGUGUUUAAUGAAAACCUGUCAAUGGGAUAAUAAAAUAGAUCUUCAAAGGUAGUUGUGCUUACAUCUGUUCACAGGCUUCUUGUGCCCCCCUCUUCUUGUCUGUAGCACAUUAAUAUUUUCCUUGAAAUUUAAGAAAUUAAUUCCGUGGUUAACAAGAACAAAUACAUCUUUCACCAUCCCAUGUAUCGUGGCAGUAUUGUUUUGUUGUACUGUUUUCUUGUUUCUACUAUUCAGUGGUUCUUGAAUACUAUAAUAAUAAGAAUAAACUUGAUGUUAGUGAAAUUGAA
This is a messenger RNA of Agelaius phoeniceus (red-winged blackbird), 3826 nucleotides long. It is a transcript of the gene SLC30A5, whose product is annotated as solute carrier family 30 member 5. NCBI's taxonomy places the organism in Eukaryota, Metazoa, Chordata, Aves, Passeriformes, Icteridae. Gene Ontology annotation, biological process: zinc ion import into Golgi lumen; intracellular zinc ion homeostasis. Gene Ontology annotation, molecular function: zinc ion transmembrane transporter activity. Gene Ontology annotation, cellular component: Golgi apparatus; cytoplasmic vesicle; membrane. The record is from RefSeq and is a predicted model, not a curated record.